AUGGCUGAUGUGCUUCUCUCAGCCUUGCUACCGGUGGUGAUGAAGAAGGCAGCCGACCGUCUUCUCCAACAGUUUGGAGUGAUAUGGGGCAUGGAAGAGAAGCUAGAAAAGCUGGAAAGAACACUAUCGGCAAUCCUGUCCGUACUUGGGGAUGCAGAGCAGCGGCAAGUCAAGGAUCCAGCUGUGAAGAGGUGGUUGGCAGCGCUGAAGGAUGCAGUCUACGAAGCAGACGACAUGUCAAAAAGGGUGCGCAGCUUCUUUUCUGUUCACAAUCCAGUUUGGUUUCGCUUUAAGAUGGGGCAGAAGUUGAAAGAAAUUGUCCAGAAAAUAGAUGAAAUCGCAGCUGAGAGAAUUAGAUUUGGUUUCACGGUCACAACCCAACCACAAAACAGGGAUAGGCCACAAAGCCACUCCUAUAUUGAUGAGUCAAAUGUCAUUGGUAGGGAGAAAGAUAAAGAAAAAAUAGUGAAGUUGUUACUUGAUCAUGAUCGCAACCAGAAUGUUGCCGUCCUCCCCAUAGUUGGUAUGGGUGGACUGGGUAAGACCACACUGGCCCAAUUCGUUUACAGAGAUAAGAGGGUGGAGAAGCAUUUCCAACCGCUCAUAUGGGUCUGUGUGUCCGACGAGUUCGAUAUUGCGAAACUUGCUAGAGCAAUAAUAGCUUCAGCCACAGGAACGGAGUGUCAGGAAUCAAACAUGGAGUUGUUACAACGCCGCCUUCGAGAAGUUGUAAGUGGAAAAAGGUACUUACUUGUAUUAGAUGAUGUUUGGAACGAGGAUCAGGCAAAGUGGGAUGAGUUAAAAACUUUACUAGGAACCGGUGGAGAAGGGAGCAGGAUCAUUGUGACCGCACGAAAUGAGCAGGUAUCAUCGAUAAUGGGCACACUCGAUGCGUAUCUUUUAAAAGGUUUGACUGAGGAUGAUUCUUGGACAUUGUUUAGGAAGAGAGCAUUUGAAGAGGGAGCAGAGGAGCAUCAAAAUCUGGUAAGCAUAGGCAAGGAGAUUGUCAAGAAAUGUGGUGGGUUGCCUCUAGCAGUGAAGGCAUUGGGGAGCUUAAUGCAUUCCAAGAGUCAGAAAAAGGAAUGGUUGUCUGUGAGGGACAGCGAGAUUUGGGAUAUGCAGGUUGGUGAAGAUGGGAUCUUACCCGCACUAAGGUUGAGCUACAGUCAUUUGCCUUCCCAUUUAAAACAAUGCUUUGCUUUUUUUGUGCCAUAUUUCCGAAGGAUUAUGAGAUAGAAAAGGAUCUGUUGAUUCAACUAUGGAUGGCCAAUGGAUUCAUUGCAUCUGGUGGAAGAAAGGAGUUGGAGGACAAGGGGCAUGAGAUUUUUAAUGAGUUGGCUUCAAGAUCUUUC
Molecule: messenger RNA, 1352 nt
Organism: Elaeis guineensis (African oil palm)
Lineage: Eukaryota; Viridiplantae; Streptophyta; Magnoliopsida; Arecales; Arecaceae
Source: RefSeq, a predicted model, not a curated record